Molecule: messenger RNA, 604 nt
Organism: Paramuricea clavata
Lineage: Eukaryota; Metazoa; Cnidaria; Anthozoa; Malacalcyonacea; Plexauridae
Source: the annotation of a GenBank genome assembly
AAAAUUAAAGAAGGUUGAGAAAAGAAUGAAAAAGUCAACCGUCAUUGGUAAUACAAAUCCAAUUCUGGAAAACGUAUCUCCUCUAAGCAAGCCUUAUGUUGUCAAAGUCAAAGAAAAUGUAACUACUUAUUUGCAGGACAAGCAAAGAGGCGUUACCAACAAUGAAUCCAAUAUGAAAAGAGGAGGCAGUCAAAUUGAAGAAAAUAUUAACGGAAAGGAAUCAUGUUCAUCUGAACUUGGACAUAGCAGUAGCUAUGAAAUCGAGGCUGACAACAUAACUAAUUCAUCGAUAGAAAACGAUAAAGGCGUUAACAACAGCGAAUCCAAUGCUGGUUUCGACCCCAAUGAAGAAAAUGUUCACGAAAAAGAUUCACCCAACCAAAUCGAAGAAAGUGGCCAAAAUUCAGCCUUACCUCAACUUGGGGAUGAUCAUUGCUUUCGCAAAAUCAAGAAAGAGUCUAAUGGUGAUGAGAGAAUUGAUACGAACCAAGAAAAUACACCCGAAAAGGAUUCGGCCUUUCUCCAACUUGGGACUGCUCAUGACGUUUGUAAAACCAACGUAGCAACAUACAAUGAGCAGACAAGCAACAAGUACAACAUCUUG